Ornithodoros turicata is the source of this 837-nucleotide messenger RNA. RefSeq lists its product as uncharacterized. Lineage: Eukaryota; Metazoa; Arthropoda; Arachnida; Ixodida; Argasidae. The record is from RefSeq and is a predicted model, not a curated record. The coding region runs from base 1 to 837 and encodes 278 amino acids. The transcript has 3 exons.
AUGUCACAAGAGACUGUGAAUGAGGAGAGGCCUCCAGAUGAGGCAAUUGACAUCGAAAAUGACAGCACCAGCGACAGUGCCUGUGUAGUUCUCAUGGACCACUGCUACCUGAAUUCGUCGCACGAGACCCCACGGUGUGAAGUCACUGUGGCAGGGCUGACAAACUCCGAUGCCGAGUUCUACACCGGGCUGCAAAAGAAUGUUCUCCUUGGACUAAUCAAAGCAGUCGAAAAAUAUCACACAAGGUUUUUUUGGACUCCAGUGCCUGAGCAGGUGCUGCUAUGUUUGAUGAGGCUGCGACUGGGGUUGCUCUAUGGAGAUUUGGCACGACGAUUCGACAUCAUCGUCACAAGGGCGGCAGAACUGUUUAAGUACAUUAUUAGUUUGCUCGUUCGCGUCAUGAAGUAUGUUGUUGUCUGGUUGCCGAGGUCACGAAUAGCAAGUAGCAUGCCUCAAGUGUUUGUGGACACAGGUUAUGGGGGUACAACCUGUAUCCUGGACUGUACUGAAGUGAUGCUACAGCGGCCAAGAAAGCUGAUGCCAAGGGCACAGACUUAUAGUGCAUACAAAGCGCACAAUACUGUGAAGUUUUUGGUAGCUAUAGCACCAAAUGGAUACAUCAUGUUUGUCUCACGUGGCUACGGCGGAAGAGCAUCUGAUAAAUACAUCAUGCACAGCUCAGGACUCAGCAGCAUCCUCCAACCGGGAGACGAAGCGAUGGCCGACCGUGGCUUCCCACAAGACCCAGAGCUUGCAGCACGUGGAGUAAAGUACAACGUCCCAGCAUUCACAAAAGGGCUGUGCAACCUGAAGCCUGUACUUAUCAAGGAAAAGUAA